Mizuhopecten yessoensis (Yesso scallop) is the source of this 1002-nucleotide messenger RNA. RefSeq lists its product as uncharacterized. NCBI's taxonomy places the organism in Eukaryota, Metazoa, Mollusca, Bivalvia, Pectinida, Pectinidae. The transcript has 2 exons. The record is from RefSeq and is a predicted model, not a curated record. The coding region runs from base 28 to 1002 and encodes 324 amino acids.
UAUACAACUGAUAGGAUUAGCUCAUUAAUGUAUAUGUACGCUGAAUUAUACCAGAAACCUUUAAUAUUUGCUAAUAGUUUCUACAGUCGGUCGUGCGACACCUUUGUGUUAUCAAUGCACGGCAGUUACGCAACACUCGCGGACGGAUUAGUGGAAUAUCUGAGACAAUUUCAAUGGGGAAAUUUAGCAUUUGUGACCACCGGUAGUCUGCAGUGGCGACAUAUGGCGUCUGGGGUCCAGGCCCAGUUACUUAAGCAAGGCUACACGAUCAAACACUCAAUUGAAAUAAACGAUUUCAAUAAUAGCACCACAGUCCUUGAACAACUACAGACCAUCACCAGCACGGCCAAAGGUGUAAUUCUUGCGAUGGACCCCGAAGACGCUUUCAAAGUGCUACAAUCUGCUCAACAGUGGACUGGACUGACUCAACAUAGCAUUUUUCUACUGGUUCGGAAUCCGUACGACAAUAUGUCGGUUAUUUCAGCAAUCAUCAAGCAGGACUUAAACAUAUCAGAUGCUCUUGGAGCUACUUUUCUGAUUUUCCCAACGGUGCCAAAUGUUAUGUUCACAAACGGAAGUGGUGCUACACUUGUUCCGCAUGUUCAGACAAAGUCAUUUGCAGCAAUACAAGAUGCGUAUAUCACAAUAUUUCAGGGAUUUUCCUCUCUUUACAAUAGAUCCGUUUUAAACAUCAACGGAUUGACAUUAUCGUCGGAAAUGAAGUUAGUUAAUUCUGACCUUUCAGGAAGAUCUGUACAAUAUGCUGUUGGAUCAUGUGCAAGAUACCUCGAGUUUGCUUUAUACGACUUCCGGAUUUCUGAUUCCGAUUUUUCUGUGGCACGUCAUAUAUGGCAAGGCUGCGACAGUGCUUGGUGCUUAAAAGUUUUCUCGAACGUAGAAUGGCCGAAGGGCGUAGUGUUGCCUGGCGACGAAUGCUUCAAACAAUCUAAUUGUGCCACUACAGAGUCAGGUGAGCUUUGGUUUUAUAUCUUCCUCAACUGA